CCUCCCGCCUGCAGCUGCAGUGACAGGCGAGCCGGGCCCGGUGGCGGAGAGGAAGUGCGGGGCCGCCGCGCCGCGCCGAGCCAGUCCCAGCCGAGGCCGGCUCCCGGGCGGCUCGGGUGACAGUGUCGCGGCCGCCGGGCGCAGCGCCGGGCACGCGCCGGGCAGAGCCGAGCGCCAGGCGGACGCUUCAGCAGAGACGCGGGGAAAAUGGCUGAUGACUUUGGCUUCUUCUCGUCGUCGGAGAGCGGGGCGCCCGAGGCGGCGGAGGAGGACCCGGCGGCUGCCUUCCUGGCCCAGCAGGAGAGUGAGAUCGCGGGCAUAGAGAAUGACGAGGGUUUCGGGGCACCUGCCGGCAGCCAUGCGGCCCUCUCCCAGCUGGGACCUGCGAGUGGGGCUGGUUCUGAGGACAUGGGGACCACCAUCAAUGGAGAUGUGUUUCAGGAGGCUAACGGUCCAGCAGACGGCUAUGCGGCGAUUGCCCAGGCUGACAGACUGACUCAGGAACCUGAGAGCAUCCGCAAGUGGAGAGAGGAGCAGAGGAAACGGCUGCAGGAGCUGGAUGCUGCCUCCAAGGUGACAGAACAGGAGUGGCGGGAGAAAGCCAAAAAGGACCUGGAGGAGUGGAACCAGCGCCAGAGUGAGCAAGUUGAGAAGAACAAGAUCAACAACCGGGCAUCUGAGGAGGCUUUCGUGAAGGAAUCCAAGGAGGAGACCCCAGGCACAGAAUGGGAGAAGGUGGCUCAGCUGUGUGAUUUCAACCCCAAGAGCAGCAAGCAGUGCAAAGACGUGUCCCGCCUGCGCUCAGUGCUCAUGUCCCUGAAGCAGACGCCGCUGUCCCGCUAGGUGCCUGUUACAAGCAUGGCCACAAAGCAUGGGCUGGGCCUGGGCACAGGAGGAGCAGCUGCUUCAGCCAGGGGGGGCAGCACCUCCAGCAGCUGCUACACAUAGCCUAUUCCGUUCCUCCCCAUCUCCCGGGGCUGGGAAGGGAACCCUCACCCCUCUCACCCCAUUUCCUCCUAGCCCUGUGGCCCAGCCCUUCACACCUCCUCUCAGUCCACAAAAUUGUGACUGUCCCUCCUGACGUAUUUUUUUUUCUUGGCUUAAAGGGUGUGUUGUUAA
This is a messenger RNA of Prionailurus viverrinus (fishing cat), 1119 nucleotides long. RefSeq names its product clathrin light chain B (gene CLTB). The coding region runs from base 208 to 843 and encodes 211 amino acids. The transcript is spliced from 5 exons. Lineage: Eukaryota; Metazoa; Chordata; Mammalia; Carnivora; Felidae. Gene Ontology annotation, molecular function: structural molecule activity; clathrin heavy chain binding. Gene Ontology annotation, cellular component: synaptic vesicle membrane; clathrin coat of trans-Golgi network vesicle; plasma membrane. Gene Ontology annotation, biological process: clathrin coat assembly; clathrin-dependent endocytosis; intracellular protein transport. The record is from RefSeq and is a predicted model, not a curated record.